AUGAAGCGAAGCGUCAAAUUUGGUGCGGUCGUGCUGGGGACGACGUGCGGACCGUUGACGUUACGUGGUCUCCAUUGCUGGAUUGAUGACACGUCGCCGGAGAUCGACCUGAUCAUUAGUCGCCCUGUUAUGGAUUUGCUCGGAUUCUCCGUGGACACUUUGCUCGUCGGAGCACGACAGAAGAACACUAAGUGGGAUGUUUCAGUCGACGACGAGCCACCUGCCCAUGGCAUGUCUAAACUUCAGCGUAUGACGACGUCAAGACACGGCGCCGACGAGCCGGUGCUCGCUGACGGCGACGGCAUGGAGUGCGCCACGCCAGAAGUCGCGACCGUUACCGACGAAGAACAGCGCAAAAAGAUGCGGGACGAAGUGUUUGCGGUGCUGAUGUCAAAGGUCGCCGAAGCGGAGUCAUGUGGACUGACCGGCGAUGAUGUGGAACGGCUCAAGGCUCUGCUUUCAAAACAUGUCGAUGUCUUCCGCAUCGACCUUGGAAACGACCCACCUGUCAAAGUGGAGCCGCUCAAGGUGCGCAUCAAGCCGAAAUCGACACCGGUCAAGUGCGGUAUGCGGCGUUAUCCCCCGGCGCAUCUGGAAUACAUGCGCGAGCAUGUGGAGGCACUGCUAUCGAACGACAUGGUUUACGCCAACAAUCGGGCGCCAAGAAUCGUGCCAUAA
Messenger RNA from Aphanomyces invadans, 678 nucleotides. RefSeq lists its product as hypothetical. Lineage: Eukaryota; Oomycota; Saprolegniomycetes; Saprolegniales; Verrucalvaceae. The transcript has a single exon. Bases 1 to 678 code for a protein of 225 amino acids. The record is from RefSeq and is a predicted model, not a curated record.